Ochotona princeps (American pika) is the source of this 799-nucleotide messenger RNA. Its product is annotated as von Willebrand factor A domain-containing protein 5A-like. The record is from RefSeq and is a predicted model, not a curated record. The transcript has 6 exons. NCBI's taxonomy places the organism in Eukaryota, Metazoa, Chordata, Mammalia, Lagomorpha, Ochotonidae. Bases 1 to 681 code for a protein of 226 amino acids.
AUGACCAGUGAUGAGAAUCAGCCUAUGACUAGAAGUGUAGGACAGGAAACCGGAGUAAAAGGAGAAGAUUUCAAGGAAUUAUUAGGGACAGUUGGAGAACAUAAUGCCCCCAAAAAACAUUUGCCCAUGAGUACUGACAAUUUCUAUAGGGACAUCAUCUCCUAUGCCUCUUGCUCGUCCGUGUCCACCCCAGAGGGCGGUGACUUUCUGUGCAACCAUGGGAAGUGUAAAGUGCUGUCUUCUGGUCCUCGACACAGAAAGUCCCGUGCACUAGUCGAAGACUACACUCAAGGGAAGAAGACAUUUUCUUCCACUGGUGUUGAUGUGCAAAAGCCCCAAGCAGUCUUUGAAGAAGAGCUAUACUUGCGGCUGAUUUCCCUCCAAAAAGCAGAUGGUUCCUGGGAUCUGGAUGAGAGCCUGUGCAAGGUCCUAGACAUGAGUUUGGAAAACAUAAUGGCUGCUCACCCUGCCAAGCAUCUGGAUGCCUCUGCCUGGGCCACCAUCCUGGCUGUGAUCUGGCUACAUGCUAAUUGUAGCAGCUGGAAGUGGGAGUGGGAACUUCUUGAAAAGAAGGCAAUAGCCUGGGUCCGCCCUUAUGCAGGCUCCAGCAUGUCAGUGCUUGUGAAAGCUGCUAUUGCCCUCCUGAAAGUCUAUGUGAAUCCUGUUAUCUUUGACCUCUGAGUACGCCAGCUGGAAGAAAACGGACAUGCAAUCAAGUGCCUCUCCUUGGCCACUGUCGUUUCCUUAAUCAGCUCUUCUGCUGUGAAGAGUUCUUGCGUUGUAUACUUCUCCUGUAUGU